This is a messenger RNA of Dibothriocephalus latus, 270 nucleotides long. Lineage: Eukaryota; Metazoa; Platyhelminthes; Cestoda; Diphyllobothriidea; Diphyllobothriidae. The record is from the annotation of a GenBank genome assembly.
GUCUGUGGCGACGAGAGUCGAGGAAGGCAUUACGGCCAGUACACCUGCGAGGCCUGCAAAAGUUUCUUCAAACGCUCCGUCCGCAAGGGUGCCGCCUACAUCUGCCUGCGGGGCGGCGCCUGUGACAUCGAUGCGCGUCUUCGCAAUCGUUGUCGAUAUUGUCGCUGGAAGCGCUGUCUGGCAGCUGGAAUGAAGAAACAAAUCCCAAAACCCCAACUCCAGGCCCAAACUCUCGACCCGAAAGCUCUAAACGUCCCGCUAAAUCAAUAA